UGCUUUCCAAACAAGAUGAAUGAAAAGGAAAGCUAACACAAGCUCUCGCUGGUUGUAUUGUACGAUCUGAUAUUUGAAUGGCGGAGGCAGAGGGUCUGCAAGAGGCUUGUGGGGUAUUUGGCGUGGUGGCGGGCGGUGAAUGGCCGACAACGCUUGAUGUGGCUCACACGACGGCGUUUGCUCUAGUGGGUCUUCAACAUCGUGGUCAAGAAAGUGCAGGCAUUGUGACCAGCUAUGGAGAUGACCCCCACAAAAUUUUCUGCCACAAGGAGAUGGGACUGGUCAACACAGUGUUUGAUGACCAUGCACUGUCCAGACUGAAGGGCAAUCUGGCCAUUGGUCACACACGCUACUCCACAGCCGGGGGCUCUCAGCUGGUCAACUGUCAGCCAUUUGUAGUGGACACAAUGCAUGGUUUGAUUGCUGUGGCCCACAACGGAGAACUGGUCAAUGCUAAAAUGCUCAGAGAAAAGGUCUUACAGAGAGGAGUUGGUCUAUCCACAAAGUCUGACAGCGAGUUAAUGACACAGUUGCUUUGUUUAUCGCCUCCAGAGAGUGAAGAGAGUGGGCCUGACUGGCCUGCAAGGAUUCGACAGUUUAUGAGUGAGAGUCAGACUUCAUACUGUGUAUUGUUGUAUUUUGGGGACAAAAUUUACGCAUUUAGAGACCCAUAUGGGAACCGUCCACUCUGCCUGGGGAAGUUGAUGGGAAGUCCAGGAGGAAGAAUCUCAGAUAGUCAAAAUGAUAAUGCAGAAUGUGAUGGUUACGUUGUGUCAUCAGAGUCUUGUGUCUUCACCUGUAUUGGAGCUGCUUACCACAGGGAGGUUUUACCAGGAGAGAUUGUUGAAAUAUCCCGCAGUGGGUUUAAGUCUGUGUGUGUAGUGCCCCGUGCAGAGGACAGAAAGGCUGCAUUUUGUAUAUUUGAGUAUGUCUACUUUGCCAGGCCUGACAGUAUAUUUGAGGGUCAAAUGGUUUACAAUGCCAGAUUUCGCUGUGGAGAGAUGUUGGCCAAAGAAUUACCAGUGAAGGCUGAUUUAGUUAGUACAGUCCCUGAGUCUGCCACACCCGCAGCACUGGGGUUCUCCAAACAGGCAGGAAUACCAUAUGUAGAAGUCUUAUGUAAGAACAGAUAUGUUGGCCGCACAUUUAUCCAGCCCAGUUUGAGGCUGCGACAGAUUGGAGUUGCUAAGAAGUUCGGACCACUCACCGAAAACUUUCGCGGCAAACGUGUGGUUCUAAUAGAUGAUUCCAUAGUUCGUGGGAACACCAUGGCACCCAUUGUGGGGCUUUUAAAGCAAUCGGGAGCCAAAGAGGUUCAUGUUCGUGUGGCCUCUCCACCAAUUAAGUAUCCAUGUUACAUGGGGAUAAACAUUCCUACAAAAGAAGAGCUCAUAGCUAACAAGCUAUCCCUUGACAAGUUAUCAGUUUACUUGGGAGCAGACAGUGUGGGGUAUCUCUCUGUGGAUGGUUUGGUCACUGCCGUUCAGGAAGGAAUUCCCAACAAAACCAAAGGCACUGGACACUGCACUGCUUGCCUGACUGCUAACUACCCAGUAGAGCUAGAGUGGUAG
This is a messenger RNA of Lingula anatina, 1571 nucleotides long. Its product is annotated as amidophosphoribosyltransferase-like. The record is from RefSeq and is a predicted model, not a curated record. Gene Ontology annotation, biological process: purine nucleobase biosynthetic process. Gene Ontology annotation, molecular function: amidophosphoribosyltransferase activity. Lineage: Eukaryota; Metazoa; Brachiopoda; Lingulata; Lingulida; Lingulidae.